Messenger RNA from Schizosaccharomyces octosporus yFS286, 1936 nucleotides. Its product is annotated as UTP-glucose-1-phosphate uridylyltransferase. The transcript has a single exon. Gene Ontology annotation, molecular function: UTP:glucose-1-phosphate uridylyltransferase activity. Gene Ontology annotation, cellular component: cytoplasm. The coding region runs from base 141 to 1658 and encodes 505 amino acids. The record is from RefSeq and is a predicted model, not a curated record. Gene Ontology annotation, biological process: UDP-alpha-D-glucose metabolic process; glycogen metabolic process. Lineage: Eukaryota; Fungi; Ascomycota; Schizosaccharomycetes; Schizosaccharomycetales; Schizosaccharomycetaceae.
UCUUGAUGUCAGACGUACGUUUAUAUAGGUACAGCCACACUUGAAACUUAACUUCUACCAUUACCGCUUCAGCGAAUUAAUAUUCCAUCUUUCUUUUAAGAAGCUUUUAGACCGUUCAGAAAGGAACAAUUUUAGAAAAUAUGGAGCUCCCUUCUCGUCCCCUUGGCCGUCAACACAGCAAGUCUCAAUCUGCUUUUGCUUUUGACAACACUGCCACUAGUAUUGCUGCUAGCACUAUGAAGAAUGAGUUGAACCAUCUUACUGAGACUGUCAAAGACCCUGACACCAAGAAGGCCUUCAAGAAGGAGAUGGACAACUUCUUCAGCUUGUUCAACCGCUACUUGCAAGAGAGUGCUAAGGGUACUGAAAUCGACUGGGAUUUAGUAAAGUCUCCUAAGCCCGAGCAAGUUGUCGAGUACGAUACAUUGAAUGACACCACUCUUACUCGCGACUACUUGAACAAACUUGCCGUCUUGAAGUUGAACGGUGGUUUGGGUACUACUAUGGGCUGUGUUGGUCCCAAGUCUAUUAUUGAAGUCCGUGAAGGAAACAGCUUUUUGGAUUUGUCCGUCCGUCAAAUUGAGCACUUGAACAGAAAGUACAACGUUAACGUCCCUUUUGUUUUGAUGAACUCUUUCAACACCGAUGAAGCUACUGCCAAGCUUAUCAAGAAGUAUGAAGCUCACAAGAUUGAUAUUUUGACUUUCAACCAAUCUCGUUAUCCUCGUGUUCACAAGGAAACUUUGCUUCCCGUUGCCGAGUCUAUCGAUUCUCCCAUUGAUCAAUGGUAUCCUCCUGGUCACGGUGAUGUUUUCGAAGCUCUUACCAACAGUGGCAUCAUUGACAAACUUCUUGCUGAGGGUAAGGAAUACUUGUUUGUCAGCAACAUUGAUAACUUGGGUGCCGUCGUCGACUUGAACAUUCUUAAUCACAUGGUUGAAACCAAGGCCGAGUACAUUAUGGAAUUGACCAACAAAACAAAGGCUGACGUUAAGGGUGGUACCUUGAUCGACUAUGAAGGCAAUGUUCGCUUGCUCGAAAUUGCCCAAGUUCCCUCUCAACACGUUGAGGAAUUCAAGUCUAUCAAGAAGUUCAAGUACUUCAACACCAACAACAUUUGGUUCCAUCUUCCCGCCGUCAAGCGUGUUGUUGAAAACCAUGAGCUUUCUAUGGAGAUCAUCCCCAACAACAAGACAAUCAAGCAUAAGGGUGAGAACAUCAACAUUCUUCAAUUGGAAACUGCUGCUGGUGCUGCCAUCCGUCACUUCAAGAACGCUCAUGGUGUGAACGUUCCCAGAAGACGUUUCUUGCCUGUUAAGACUUGCUCCGAUUUGCUCCUUGUCAAGUCCGAUCUCUAUUCUAUCAACCACGGUCAAUUGGACAUGAACCCUCGUCGUUUCGGCGGUUCUGCCCCUCUUGUCAAAUUGGGCACUCAAUUCAAAAAGGUUGCUGAUUUCACCUCUCAUAUUCCCAGCAUUCCUAAGAUUUUAGAGUUGGACCAUUUGACUAUUACUGGUAACGUUAAUAUCGGCCGUAACGUGACUCUCAAGGGUACUGUAAUCAUUGUCGCCAGUGAUUCUAACACCAUUGACAUUCCUAAUGGUUCCGUUCUUGAGAACUGCGUUAUCACCGGUAAUCUUAACAUUCUUGAACAUUAAGGUUUUUUACGUGUUAUAUUUUUAAGUCAUUGUACGCAUAGAUUUUCAUGUUUAUAAUUAGCUUCCCUUAUGAAGUUUUCCUUUAGUUUUAGUGUAAAUUACUGCUGUCCACAACGUUCGCGGGAAAUGACUUGGUAUGAUUUCUUUACGUUCUCUACGAUAUGCUCGACAGAAACAAGAAAAAAAUGAAUUGUUACAGAUUAUUAUUAUAAUUCCAUAUUCAAUUUAAAAAUAAAGUCUAGUCAAGUUUGUAAAUUAUAGAAUGAACGUCAGCUUAG